AUGGUCAACGCAGGCCGCAUCUGCUGCAUAACAGCACCGUUUCUUCUGACACUAGCCGUGCUGAUAUGCAUGGUGCUGGUCUUCCUCGCCGGUACCUUUGACCGCAACAAGACGGUCGACGAUUUCUACUUUUUGAAGAUUGACUUGACAAACCUCACGCUUGCUCCCUCGACUGUCGGAACAGGUAAUGGCGACAAUGCCACCCUCCUUGCUGGUGCCCUCCAAGCCGCAAAGCAGACCCUGGGCAUGAAAGACUUCUACACAAUCUACCUCCGCAGCUACUGUUCGUGGAACGGCAACGACCUGUACGCAAACUGCACCGACCCCAAAGCAUACUUCUGGUUCAACCCGAUCAAGAUCUGGGGCUUGAACAGCACAGGUGUCCCCGUGGAUACGUACCUGCCCAAAACAUUCACCGACGGAUUAGACGCAUACCACGCCGCCUCCAAGGCCAUUUUCUACCUCUAUGUGGGCGCGCUGAGCGCCGCGGCCAUCACGCUGGUUGUCGGCAUCUCCGCCGCCUUCUCGCGCUGGGGCUCCUUUUUCACCACCUUCUGCGCCUCGGCCAUGUCGAUCCUCCUCAUCUGCGCCUCCGCGACCGCCACGGCAGUGUACAUCCUCCUCAAGGCCGCGCUGAACGAGUCCCUCAAGAAGGAUUAUGGCAUCCAGUCCACUCUCGGCAGUCGCUUCCUAGAGCUGACCUGGAUCGGCACGGCCUUCGCCGUCGGCGCCGGCUUCUUCUGGCUCCUGAGUGUCUGCUGUUGUAGUGGACGGAGUCCCUAUAACCCUGGCAACAAGGAGGCGCGGAGGACGAGGGCGGAAAAGACACCAUACACAUAUGAACGAGUGGGCAGUCCGUACAUGGGGCCCAGUGAUCAUCAGAGCAUGCCGCUGAACACGCUGGGACCUCAGGGGUAUGCGCCGCAAAGACCCGCGCACAUGGGAAGUGCCUAUGAGCCUUUCAGACCGCAGGGUGUCUAA
Messenger RNA from Cladophialophora yegresii CBS 114405, 981 nucleotides. RefSeq lists its product as uncharacterized. Bases 1 to 981 code for a protein of 326 amino acids. The record is from RefSeq and is a predicted model, not a curated record. Lineage: Eukaryota; Fungi; Ascomycota; Eurotiomycetes; Chaetothyriales; Herpotrichiellaceae. Gene Ontology annotation, biological process: fungal-type cell wall organization. The transcript is spliced from 2 exons. Gene Ontology annotation, cellular component: cell cortex of cell tip; plasma membrane.